AUUUUCCCGGUGAAUGUUCGGUUGAGUCGUGGAAAAAAAAUCCUAAAAGUGUAUUUUUCAAAUUUAAUUGCUUUAUUUUUAUACACAUUGAGGUCAAAAGUUAUUUUGCAAUUUUAGGAGAAAAUUCCAAAAAAUUGUAAAGUGCAAAAUUUUCCUUGGAAAUUCAAAUUAGACUUAUGGAAUUUUUUCAUUAGGUAUUUAGAAAUUAACAUAUUGAUAGAAAAAAAUCGUAUACCUAUUAUAUUAAUGUAGUAAUGUAAUAAUAAAUUUUAAUUUAAUUGAAUUUCAAAGCGUGUCAUCAUUAAAACUGGAAAUUUUGAUGUUUUGUGAUCUCUGCAAGCAUUAUUUUACAAGCGCCCAUCAGCAGGAGUAACAAAUAUUCAUCAAAAUAAUGCUCAGAGAUUUAAUUAAGUAAUUAGUUCUAGUUUUAAUGCACCAGUGUGCUUUUUGGUCUUCAACAUUUCGAUACAGAGAAAAAGUGUAAUUACCCAAUUACCUUGUUCUAGAUUAAAAUCUAAAAUAUCUGCAUCGAGACUUAAAAUAUUCAUUGGUGCCUCAUCACAUGGUGCACCUUGAAAUCGCCAAUAAGUGGUACCUAAGAAAAUAAUCUCGUUGUUUACCAUUCCGAUUAUAUCGCGCAAAGGUGCAAAUUGUGUUUACGAACGAUAAUAAAAAUGAUUUUUAAUUAUUUCGACUUUAUAUGGUGUGUUAUCGGCUGCUUCACUAAAGAAUCAUGAAGAUUUUUGGUUUUGCUUUAUGGUUCCUUUUUUUUGCCGUUUCAAUACAGGACGACUGCUUCUACGAAAACGCUCAAUCGUUGCUGUGUAGAAAAUUCCUUCCCACAGGCACUUUUCCUAAUGUUGAACGGUUAAAUGUAACGCAAGUAAAAUUGGAAAAGUUAAAUUUUCAUUAUUUCCAGGAAGCAUUUCCUAAUUUGAAAAGUUUGACUCUUAUUGGUGGUAAUGUUACUCAACUGAAACAGAUUAUAAUGCCUCAAGGACCUGCUUUAGAAAUUACAGUUUUACAUUUGUCCGGAUUACAAAUCACAAGUUUUUGCGACAAUUUUACCAACUAUUUCCCCAACUUGAAACUUCUAAACGUUUCCGGCAAUUACUUAAGCGAAUUUCCCAAGUUUUCUUUUGAAAAUCUCACAGCAGUUUAUUUAUCAGAAAACAAAUGGAACUGUUCAAAAAGCUUGGAAUGGUCUUUGGACCUAAACAAAACCGUAUUCAAAGACUUGGAGUCGCUACGCUGCUUCAAAAUGCCCCACAGCAACAAACCUAUACUAGCCAUAGCCAAGUUUCGAAAAAUUACAAGGGAAACUUGUACGCCCAAUUGCACCUGCCAGUUGAUCAAGUGCGUCACCGACAUGGAUUCAGGCGUAUUGGAACCGAUAAUCGAAGUGGAUUGUUCGUUUAGGGGCUUCACAGAGAUGCCCUCAACGAUUCCGCCCAAAACUAAAAUUUUGAGGCUCGAAGGGAAUUUUAUUGACGAUCUUAGCCCUUUGAAAACAAACUUCAAUUACAGGGGCCUCUUAGACUUGUUUUUGGACAACAAUAUCAUAUCAAAUGUAAAUAUUUUGGAAGGUUCCUAUUGGUUGACGCAUUUUCGGUAUUUUUCGAUUAGGGGCAACCAAAUAAGCGAACUUCCAGCCUAUGCCAUUGAUAAUGCUCUUCAGCACAACAGCAACAUGCCCAACGCUGUUAGACUGAUCCUAGGCGAAAAUCCUUGGAGGUGCGAUUGUCUUUUUGCUCCUAGGUUCAAGACGUUCUUGCAAAAAUACGCCUCCCAAGUUAUCGAUAUAAAAGAUAUAAGGUGCGCCAAGGAUUCUGAGCACCCUCUAACACCGAUAAUUGAUUUAUCUAGAAGCUCGGUUUGUCACUCGCCUUCUGAAUACACUAUCCAAGAAGCCCUAGAUUUGUUAAAUGGAAUUUUAGCGUUUUUAAUUGUUUUUGUACUCAGUAAAUUGGCUUAUGACUAUUAUUAUUUUAAGAAAACUGGACGAUUACCUUGGAUUGUCACCAAAUUACCUUAAUAAUCAAUUAAAUAAUACACAAACAAAAUUGAUUUGUAUUUAUUUGUUUAUUUUGUUCGCCCUAAUCUAUUUAUUUUUACAUCAACUCGUGAAUAAGUUAAAGAGUAAUUUGAAAAAUAAGCCAGCGAGAUCCAUUUCUCAUCUUUUUCUUCAGAUAAAAUUGACUAGAGUUUCAAGAAAAUUUCAGGAAUGCAAUAUGUUCAACAUUAUUUACAAUAACUUGUGGGGAAAUAAUUAUUUACACCUUGUUUUUAUACAACUAAUCCUAGUGUAAUAAUAACACUAUACAAUGGCAUAAUAACAAAUAUAGGACAAUAAUCACAGCUUAAAUUAAAUAGAAAUUCUGACAACACUGGCAAAUAAUUUAGAAUACAGACUCGGCGGAUCGGCUCAAAUGAACUGGAUGCGACGGACUCCUUUCCAGUUUCUUUUUGGGCAACUUUCCCAAAAUAUCGGAAAGUUUUUGAAAAUCUGGUCUCUUAUCCUCUUUAAAUUGCCAACAGAGCAUCAAAAUAUCCUUGACCUCGGCAGAGGCUUGCAAAUUAGCCAAAGGUUGUUUGAUGCCUUUGCCCACUUGCCAAAUGACAGCUUCGGGGGGUUGAUUUUUGAAAGGCCACUCGCCGCAAAGAAGCUCGUACCAAACCGUACUGAAAAGGUUUAUUUUAGAAAAACGAAUAAGUUUUAGGUAAAAUUUUACCCAAAAGCGUAAACGUCGGAAAAUAUUGUAAAGGGCAACUCGUUUUCUUGAAACCUGUGAGCGUCCAGCGCCCGCAUUAUUGCCGGAGCCAAGUAACACAGCCAUCCAGACGGAAUGCUUAAGCUUUCAGUCCUAAUUUUUAAUAAAAAUUAGAAUGACUCAAACAUUUUGACACAAACUCACCUAUAUCCGAAGCACAGUUUCGUAACGCUAAACAAACCGAAAUCAGUUAUCACAACUUUUCCAUUUUCCAGGAAAAUAUUUUUCGUUUUUAGGUCUUUGUGGACAAUACCUUUUGCGUGCAAAUAGCCCAUACCCUAUAAAAUAAAGAUCUAUAGGAACUAUUUUGCUGAGAAAAAUCAUCAAGUUGUUUUACAAGGACCAAUGUUUAACUUGUAUGAAAAUAUUUCCCACCCCUCACAAUCAGAGAAGUCAAUAUUUAAAGUAAAUUUUACCUCAAGUAGAUAUAAGUAGGUACUUUAAGGGCCGAUACUUUUGCUCCCGAUUAACGAAUUUGAUACGUUGUCAAAGUUUUGCAUGGGCCAAGGUGUAUAAAUUUGAUGUGGUUAGAGCACAUUCUAACCCCUGAUUAUUUUUAACGGCGUCAAAUGAGAGCAAAAGUACCGGCACUAAGAACCGGUACUUUUGCUCUCAUUCGACAGCCCUUAAAAAUAAUCAGGGCUUUGAAUGUGCUCUAACCACAUCAUACUUAUAUAGACCUUGGUCCAUGCAAAACUUUGACAACAUAUCAAAUUCGUUAAUCGAGAGCAAAAUUAUCGGCCCUAAAUAUAUUUCUUAGGGCCGAUACUUUUGCUCUCGAUUAACGAAUUUGAUACGCUGUCAAAGUUUUGCAUGGGUCAAGAGGUCUAUAGGUAUGAUGUGGUUAGAGCACAUUCUAACCCCUGAUUAUUUUUAAUGGCUGUCAAAUGAGAGCAAAAGUACCGGCACUUAAACUACUUUUUUUGUUAUGUACAGGGUGGCCCAAAUUCGAGCCUCAUCAUUGGGAUAAAAAACCAUAAGAGGUACAAGGUCGGUUGAAUUAUUGCAGAGUUGCGCAAUUUUAUGACCAAUAGAAUGCUGUUUUGAAAUUAGCAAGAUUCUGAAUACUUCCGGAGAUAUUGGGAAAAAACCGAAAUUUUGUAAAACCGUUUUUAUUUUUUCCCGGUCUUAUUUGAAGAGCAAUUUCAAAAUAAAUGCCACUUCAUCGUUGUCACUUUUUCCCCUUUAGAAGAUGGUGCUACUAAAUUUAAAAUCCGACGUUUCGUCUUCAGGCGGCCAUCCUCAACUUCCUUUUUUUUAAAUACGGACCUGGAUUUUUUAUUUGCGAUUUUGUCAUCUUUGGGCAAACCGAUACUGUUUAUAAUUUUUCAAUAACACAGUAAAAAAAGCAGGUCCGUAUUUAAAAAAUAAAUAAAUUGAUGAUGAUUUAUUUCAGAGGAACGAAACGUUGGAUUCCAAAUUUAAUACCGUUAUUUUGUAGAGAAGAAAAAGUGAUAAUGGGAAUGUGAAAUUAGUUUUUCAAAAUCUUUUAACUUUGCCAUAAUUCAACCGACCCUGUAUCUCUUAUGGUUUCCGAGAUCCCAAUGAUGAGGCUCAAAUUUGGCCCACCCUGUACAUACUUGUGUCAACUCUGCUUACAUAUAAAAAGUACGAUAAUAUUACCUGACAAAUUUGCUGACCCAUCAUCGUAGUCUUGUUAAUAUUAAACUUAUCCUUCCUCAAGUGAAUAUGAGUGAACAAUGUAUUGCCCUUACUAAAACUAGUCACGAUGGCCAAUUUGGGCGGUUUCAUGCAAGCGCCCAUGAACAGUAUUAAGUUGUCGUGGCGCGUCUUACGAAAAAUUGCCACUUCCAUUUUGAACUGUUCCAGCGUUUUAUCAUCUUUGACGUUCAACAGUUUCACUGCCACGUCGCCGUGCCAGUAACCGCGAAACACUGUGCCAAAACGACCUGUACCAACUUCUUUGAACAUUUUCAGUUCAUCAUAUGGA
This is a messenger RNA of Ceutorhynchus assimilis (cabbage seed weevil), 4722 nucleotides long. Lineage: Eukaryota; Metazoa; Arthropoda; Insecta; Coleoptera; Curculionidae. The record is from the annotation of a GenBank genome assembly.